AAAGCAGAAGCGCGACGGAUGUGGGUAGCAUCUCAACAAAUAGUGAGAGCCGGCGCACCAAGGGUGCAGCUAAAUCUGAAAGGCCCAUUGAGCCUAAACUAUGAACCCCGAGGAGCAGACUGUUACGUGGCUAAUAACAUUAGGCGUGCUCAAUUCACCCAAAAAGAAUAUCGCUGAUCCUGAGGAAUUUCUAAAAACAUCUCUCAGAGAUGGGGUCGUCCUGUGUAAGCUUAUGGAGCGACUGCUGCCUGGAGCCAUCUUAAAGUAUUCAAUUGAACCCAGAUGCGAAGCGGCCUGCAUUGCAAACAUUCGGGAGUUUCUAAAAGGAUGCCAGUCUCUAAAGGUUGAGGGCUUUGAUCCAGAGAGCUUAUAUACUGGGGAAAACUUCAACAAGGUUCUGUCAACACUCUCAGCAAUAAACAUCGCCACUCAAGAUUGUACCCCUAAUAGAUCAUGUCCACAGUCUAGUGCAUCUCCUACUAGCCUGUCAACCCCUUCACAAGCUGUUCCCGCCUUGAAGUCCAGCAGGUCCUUACGGAGGCAGUCAAAAGCAGUGGAAAUGUCGGAGAAUGGAGGCGGUGGGCAGCUGAUGGUAAAGGCCCGCUUCAAUUUCAAGCAGAACAAUGAGGACGAGCUGUCUUUCAGCAAGGGCGAGCUGAUCCAUGUCACACGCCAGGAGGAAGGUGGAUGGUGGGAGGGAAACCUUAAUGGCAAAACCGGCUGGUUCCCUAGCAACUAUGUCCGAGAGGUCAAGCCAUGUGAGAAACCAAUAUCUCCGAAAUCGAUAAAAGGAUUUGACGUUCCUCAGCUGACAAAAAAUUAUUACAAUGUGGUGGUGCAAGACAUCUUAGAGCAUGAGAGAGAGUUUGUCAAAGAACUGCAGGCGGUACUUGGCUGCUACCUGCGCCCUCUACAGGCCAGCGACAAGCUCUCUAGUGCGGACAGCUCCAGUCUAAAUGGGAAUUUAGAGGACGUCCUCUCUUUCCAACUUGGACUGUGUCUUGCCUUAGAGGAGUGCUCCAAGAUGCCAGACGGCCAGCAGCGGAUUGGUGGCUGUUACCUGAACCUGAUGUGUCAGAUCAGAACACUGUACUUGUCCUACUGCUCCAGCCAUCCCUCUGCAGUGUGUGUGCUGACUGAUCACAGUGAGGAGCUGGACAAGUUCAUGGAGAGUCAGGGUGCCAGUGCUCCUGGUAUUCUGACCCUGACCACCAGCCUGAGCAAACCCUUCAUGAGGCUCGACAAGUAUCCCACCCUCCUGCAGGAACUUGAGCGACAUGUGGAGGAAGCGCAUCCAGAUUACAGUGACAUUCUCAAAGCAACAGUUGCUUUUAAAAAUCUUGUGACUCAGUGUCAAGAUCUGCGAAAAAGAAAGAACCUAGAGUUGCAGAUCUUGUCAGAGCCGGUACGGGGCUGGGAGGGGGACAGCAUGAAGUCACUGGGUCAGGUGGUCUACAUGUCACAGGUCCACAUGCAGAGCAGCUCAAAUGAGGAAAAAGAAGAGAAAUACUUCAUGCUGUUUCCUAAUGUGUUAGUCAUGCUGUCUGCCAGCCCAAGAAUGAGUGGUUUCAUUUACCAGGGACGUCUGCCACUAGCAGGAACCACUGUAACCAAACACAUAGAAGAUGCAGACACAGGCCAUUAUGCCUUUGAGAUCACAGGAGGGACAAUAGAUCGCACCAUGGUGUUCUGUAGUAGUUUACAGGAGCAGCUGGAGUGGUUAGAACAUCUUCAUGCUUACGCCAAGGAAGGAAGUCCAGUUGGAACAAUGUUGAAGAGUGUUGAGGGUAAGCCUCUAACCAUGACUGGUACUUUGUCCCACCACUUGCACGGUUUCGGUACUCCUGUGGCUAACCGAGGCCCUCUCGAACCCCCCAAGGUCACCAAGCCCUGGUCCUUAAGCUGCCUGAGGCCAGCGCCACCCCUCAAGCCCUCCGCUGCCCUAGGCUAUAAAGAGGAAACCGAUGCAUACAAAGCAACUCUUACUAGGAUGUCUUAUAUCCUGAAGGACUCUAGUAAAAGCCCCAGACCAAUCAAGAAGUUCCUCCCAAAGAGAAAAACGGAGAGAAAACCAUCAGAUGAUGAGUUGCUGAUUAGAAAAAGCACAGUAGCUCUAGAGGAGGAUGCCCAGAUCCUUAAAGUGAUUGAGGCCUAUUGCACCGGAGCCAGUCUCCACCAAUCCACCACAGCUGUGCGUAAGGAGUGCAUCCCCCAGGUCCUGCUUCCAGAAGAAGAGAAGAUCAUUGUUGAGGAGAUCAAGAGCAAUGGCCAGACGAUCAUAGAGGAGAAGUAUGUUCAGUUGUCUGAUAGCAGAAUUACUCAAAGAAGUCUUGUUGAUGCGGUUUAUGCUUUGAAAGAUGAAGUCCAUGAAUUAAAAAAGGAGAAUAAAUGGAUGAAGCAGUGUCUGGAAGAGGAACAGAAGUCCCGUAAGGAGCUGGAGCGUGUAGUCAAGAAGUUGGCCAAGCAAAAGAAUGACUGUUCCUGGGAGGAAGGAGGUCACUAAAGAACACUCUGGAUGCUCGCCUGUUUCCCAUUGCCAUGCGCAUGUAUGUGUUUCUGUGUCUGUGUUUGUCCUCACAAAUGUGUUUUUAUGUGUUUUUCCAUCACAUUACACACUGAACAUUGCUUUUGGAAAGUCACCAUGUUGGGGAUUUUUAGCCAUUUUUCAUCAAAAGGACAAGAUCCGAUGAGAAUAU
Messenger RNA from Rhinichthys klamathensis goyatoka, 2696 nucleotides. RefSeq names its product Rac/Cdc42 guanine nucleotide exchange factor (GEF) 6 (gene arhgef6). Gene Ontology annotation, molecular function: protein binding; guanyl-nucleotide exchange factor activity. The transcript has 23 exons. Lineage: Eukaryota; Metazoa; Chordata; Actinopteri; Cypriniformes; Leuciscidae. The record is from RefSeq and is a predicted model, not a curated record. The coding region runs from base 101 to 2503 and encodes 800 amino acids.